AUGACUGUUCAACUACCAUGGCCAAUCCUAGGGGUUGUUAUCCCUUGUAUUAUCAUAGCAACACUUGCUUAUGGAUCGCAUUAUUUUAUUCUUCAGCAUCAUUUAUCUGUUCGGGAACAAUGGAUAUAUGAAUUUUAUGCCACCAUGAUUUGGGUAUCUUAUGCAUUUGCCAUAUUUACUAAUCCCGGAAAACCCCCAUUAAAGUAUACUCCAAAGACAAAAGAAGAGUGGAGUAGGUUUUGCAAGAAAUGUAACAACUAUAAACCUCCUCGAGCUCAUCAUUGUCGAACAUGUAACCAAUGUGUUUUAGAGAUGGAUCAUCAUUGUCCAUGGACGUUAAAUUGUGUUGGACAUGGCAACUUGCCUCAUUUCAUGAGGUUUCUUGGUUGGGUCAUUUGGGGUACAGGCUAUUUGUUUAUACAACUAUGCAAGCGUAUCAUGCAGUAUUACGAGGAUUCCAAUAUGCCAAGUUAUUUAUUUGACAAAUGGGAAUUAACAGCAGUUAUAUUUCUUACUCCAUUGGAUUUUUUUGUUUUUGCCAGUAUUUCUGUUUUAUUUAUCCGUUGUUUGAUCAAUAUUUGUAAAGGUAUGACACAGAUUGAAAUCUGGGAAUGGGAAAGAAUAGAAACUCAAUGGUAUAGUGAACGGUUGUGGCUACUGAUUAGAGCAAAUUACGAAAAAUUCCAUCACAAACAGUUUCCUAAACUCACUACUUGGACUAAAAGGUAUGGAGAAGAAGAACAACAAGAAGAGGAAGACGAAAACUCGGCUGUCCCUAAAAAUUUUACUAUAGAUGAUUUGGUGUUUCCGUAUGAUUUGGGUAUUUGGAAAAAUCUAACAAAUGCUUUGGGGUAUCCAUAUGUUUGGUUGAUACCAUUUGCUGGCCCACGCACUAAUGGGUACAGUCCAGAAUUAUCCAUAGAGUAUCAAGAAGAUGAUCAGUUGAAUUUACCAUGGCCACCUGAUGGUGUUAGACAACAGGAGAUAACCGUUGGUCGUGAACAUACUGACGAAGAGCUUCGCAAGAUUAAGAACUACAGUGAAUUGAGAAAACGCUUAGAUCCACGUGUGAAUGAUAAACGAGAGAAUUUUGUCAAUGAUUUGGGUGAACGAUUAGUUGAUUAUGGGGUAGAUGCAAGUGAUGAUGAGUGA
Candida tropicalis MYA-3404 is the source of this 1152-nucleotide messenger RNA. RefSeq names its product palmitoyltransferase. Gene Ontology annotation, molecular function: protein-cysteine S-palmitoyltransferase activity. The record is from RefSeq and is a predicted model, not a curated record. Gene Ontology annotation, cellular component: endoplasmic reticulum membrane. Bases 1 to 1152 code for a protein of 383 amino acids. The transcript has a single exon. NCBI's taxonomy places the organism in Eukaryota, Fungi, Ascomycota, Pichiomycetes, Serinales, Debaryomycetaceae.